Molecule: messenger RNA, 747 nt
Organism: Closterium sp. Naga37s-1
Lineage: Eukaryota; Viridiplantae; Streptophyta; Zygnematophyceae; Desmidiales; Closteriaceae
Source: the annotation of a GenBank genome assembly
AUGGCGGAAGUGUUUCUAUCGAUGGGCGACUCGGUGGUCAUCUGCGGUCGAGACGACGAUCGCCUGGCUGCAGCCGUUGAUGCGCUCCGACAGUCCGUCAAGGAAGACGAGUCGCCGAGUGCGCGCGUGUGGGGGAUCCGUUGUGACGUGGCGAAUGCGGAGGAUCUGGCGAGCCUGGCGGGAUUUGCGAUCCACUCUCCUUCCAUGCUCUCUCCUUCCACGUGUUCAGGCCAGGUGACGUCCAAGUCACUGCUAGCAGACGUGGCUCUAUCGGACAUUGCCUCGGCUGUGACGUCCAAGUCGCUGCUUGCAGAUGUGGCUCCAUCAGACAUUGCCUCGGCUGUCAGCACCAAUGUGCUCGGGUCCCUCCUCGGCUGCCGGGAAGCCAUCCGAGUGAUGCGGCAACAAGCUGACGCAACCCAGUCCUCUGCCACGCCCCGUUACCACAUCUUCAACCUUGGGUUCUCCCGGUGGGGAGCAGCAUUCACGCGCUCAGCUGCCACGCACAAAGCCACCAAGAUGGCCCUCUCGCAGCUCACCACCAGCCUCAAUGACGAGCUCAAACAGGCAGGUCUGACAAGCAUAGCGGUGCACAACCUGUCACCAGGCAUGGUGCUCACGGAUCUGCUUCUCAAGGACUCCACUCCCAUCGCACGCCGCUUCUUCAAUGCACUCGCAGGUGCACAAGUAGGGGGCGAUGGAUGGCUGAUGCAGCUGGAUCCUUCAUUUUCGUUUGCAGUGCUUUAA